This is a messenger RNA of Pogona vitticeps (central bearded dragon), 2208 nucleotides long. RefSeq names its product heat shock protein family A (Hsp70) member 2 (gene HSPA2). The record is from RefSeq and is a predicted model, not a curated record. NCBI's taxonomy places the organism in Eukaryota, Metazoa, Chordata, Lepidosauria, Squamata, Agamidae. Gene Ontology annotation, molecular function: ATP binding; ATP-dependent protein folding chaperone.
AGCUACCCGAAACAGAGCAACGACAUAUCGCGUCUUGAGUCGCUGUUGAGCGUUGUUGAUACGCGGGAAGAGGCGUGAGAGACUAUCGCGGUUUUUCUUUGCUUUCGGAGCGUUUGGGAAAGGUUGUCAUCGCGCCGCUGCAACUAUGUCGGGGAAGACGCCAGCCAUAGGCAUCGACCUGGGCACCACGUACUCCUGCGUGGGGGUUUUCCAGCACGGGAAAGUGGAGAUCAUCGCCAACGACCAAGGCAACCGCACCACUCCCAGCUAUGUGGCCUUCACGGACACCGAGCGCCUCAUCGGAGAUGCAGCCAAGAACCAGGUGGCGAUGAAUCCCAACAACACCAUCUUCGAUGCCAAGCGCCUCAUCGGCCGCAAAUUCGACGAUCCCACCGUGCAGUCCGAUAUGAAACACUGGCCUUUCCGUGUGGUGAGUGAAGGCGGGAAGCCCAAGGUGCAGGUCGAGUACAAGGGAGAGCACAAGACCUUCUUCCCUGAGGAGAUUUCUUCCAUGGUGCUGACAAAGAUGAAAGAAAUUGCCGAGGCUUAUCUGGGACGCAAAGUCCAGAGUGCUGUCAUCACCGUGCCUGCCUACUUCAAUGACUCCCAGCGCCAAGCCACCAAGGAUGCUGGCACCAUCACGGGCCUCAACGUCCUGCGCAUCAUUAAUGAGCCCACUGCUGCUGCCAUUGCCUAUGGUUUGGAUAAGAAAGGCAGUAGAGCUGGUGAGAAGAAUGUACUGAUCUUUGACUUGGGUGGUGGCACCUUUGAUGUCUCGAUCUUGACCAUUGAAGAUGGCAUCUUUGAGGUGAAAUCUACAGCAGGUGAUACUCACCUGGGUGGCGAGGACUUUGACAACCGCAUGGUGAGCCACUUUGUGGAGGAGUUCAAGCGCAAGCAUAAGCGUGACAUUGCUGGCAACAAGAGGGCAGUUCGACGGCUCCGUACAGCCUGUGAAAGGGCCAAGCGUACCCUCAGCUCCUCCACCCAAGCUUCUAUUGAGAUUGACUCCUUGUUUGAUGGCAUUGACUUCUACACAUCCAUCACCCGUGCCCGCUUUGAGGAACUCAAUGCUGAUCUUUUCCGUGGCACCCUUGAGCCUGUGGAGAAGGCCCUGCGUGAUGCCAAGCUCGACAAAGGGCAGAUCAAUGAGAUUGUGUUGGUUGGCGGCUCCACCCGUAUCCCUAAGAUCCAGAAGUUGCUACAGGACUUCUUCAAUGGCAAAGAGCUCAACAAAAGUAUCAACCCUGAUGAAGCUGUGGCUUACGGUGCUGCUGUGCAGGCUGCAAUCCUGAUGGGUGACAAGUCUGAGAAUGUGCAAGACCUUCUGCUCCUUGAUGUCGCACCACUGUCACUGGGCAUUGAGACGGCUGGUGGUGUGAUGACUGCCUUGAUUAAACGCAACACUACUAUUCCUACAAAGCAGACCCAGACCUUCACCACCUAUUCAGACAACCAGAACAGUGUGCUGGUGCAGGUGUAUGAGGGUGAACGAGCCAUGACUAAGGACAAUAACUUGCUAGGCAAGUUUGACCUAACAGGUAUUCCACCAGCACCCCGUGGUGUGCCACAAAUCGAAGUCACUUUUGACAUUGAUGCAAAUGGCAUUCUUAACGUCACAGCAGUGGACAAAAGCACAGGCAAAGAGAACAAGAUUACAAUUACUAAUGACAAGGGCCGCCUCAGUAAAGAUGACAUUGACCGCAUGGUGCAAGAAGCUGAGCGUUACAAGGCGGAGGAUGAGGCCAACCGGGAACGGGUGGUUGCCAAGAAUUCCCUGGAAUCCUAUUCCUACAACAUCAAGCAGACUGUUGAAGAUGAAAAGCUGAAAGGCAAGAUCAGUGAGCAAGACAAGCAGCGGAUACUUGAGAAGUGCCAGGAGGUGAUCAGCUGGCUCGAUCGAAACCAGAUGGCUGAGAAGGAUGAGUACGAGCACAAGCAGAAGGAGCUGGAGAAGCUGUGCAACCCCAUCAUUACCAAAUUGUACCAGGGUGCCGGAGCAGCGGGUGCAGGUGGUGCUCCAGGUGCCGGGCCAACCAUUGAAGAAGUGGAUUAAGCUACCAUAGACUGGACUUUAAGUGUAACUGUCACUUGCUGUUAUUGUUUUCUCUAUUCAGUCAGUGUCAUUGCUGGAGGGAAUUUCCUGGGGUGGGUGUGGGUGUGGGAGAGGUGUUAGUUUCUGCUUCACCAAGGGAUGCCAGCUUAAAC